Molecule: messenger RNA, 3205 nt
Organism: Sorghum bicolor (sorghum)
Lineage: Eukaryota; Viridiplantae; Streptophyta; Magnoliopsida; Poales; Poaceae
Product: jasmonic acid-amido synthetase JAR2
Exons: 5
Coding region: 2318-3205 (295 amino acids)
Cellular component (GO): cytoplasm
Molecular function (GO): acid-amino acid ligase activity
Source: RefSeq, a predicted model, not a curated record
CGCAUAUUUAAGCAGAACCAAAGACAUAGGGUUUCUCUUUCACCCUCUCCCUCUCCUUCAGCCGAGAGCGGCGCGCACCCUCACCCUGUACCUUAGCCCAGCGAGCAUCUCUCUCUCCCUCUCCCUCUCCAGCAGACCCUCUCCCUCUCAUCCUCCUAUCUCUGAGCGACGCGCACUCCUAGCGUCCGGCAGUGGUGCUCCCAGGCCUCGCUCCCUCUCCCUCCCCUCCGGUGUGGGCAAUGGCAGGAUCUGGUCUGGAUGAUGGCGAUGGUGGCAGCGGGAUCCCAGUCGCGACGCCCACUGGAUCCUGGUGUGGGCGACGGUGGUGGCUGUGGUGGGAUCCUGGCGUGGGCGACGUCGGCGGCAACAACGGCGAUGGGGAUGAGAUCUAUGUGAAUCCGCACCCUUCCUUCCUCGUGUUGUCUCUCCGUGUCAAGAUUUGGUGACCUUGGAUUUAAUCUCGGCUCGAGCUGAUGUGCAAGUGCCUGCUGCCUGGGAUUUGGUUGGGGUACUGAGGCACAAGAUGUGCUGCAGGGGGCAAGGGCAAGCCAGAUCUAUGACGGCCGGGGACAAGGUUUGGGUAUUUGCAAUUAUUUGCAAUUCUUGUGUGGUAGGUAAUGCUAGCUCUGGUUAAAGAAGCCACAAUGUGCACUUCAACAUGCACAAAACUUCAAAUGCCUGCACUAAUAUAUUUUAUUGUGACUUACUGCCUAGUGCCUAGUGCGAACGUGUGAAUAUGUAAUCUAUUUAAAAAGUGGAGUAGCGAAGAAUGAUUAUGUAUAAAUUUCUUUGAACGACAUAGAUGAGGAAUAUAGAGGAACAAUGACAAUUAUAUAUAAUUGUGAAGCAAAAGCUUAUAUAAUAAUUGUUUGCUGCAGUUACAGGGUCAGCUUAAAAAUCCAAUUAGAUGCUUUCAUGUACAAGUAGGUGACUGAGCUUUCUUGUAAUCAGUUUUCUUAUGGCUUUGAAUUGAUGUGAUACUGUACCAAGAAUACUCUAGAAUAAACACAUGCAUCUCAGGUUGAUCUGAGCCUGCUAUAGAAUACAUACAUUACAUCUGAGGAGAUGUACUCUGUGAUUUGUAGUCGUUGUGAUGAUGGGGGUGCUGGUGUUAUGAUCUGCAAACUUUCAUUUUAGUACCUGAUAUCUCUCUCUAGCUCUGCGCUUCGAUAUAGUAUGGUGCUCAAUAUGGUAUCACUGUCUCGUUGUUUGGGUUGCAGAAGAUUUUUGAGCUGCAGCAAUUUACUAUCUUCUUACAUGUUUGCAGAGAGACUAAGCUGAGAUGGCUAUUGGUAACAAUGAGUAGCAAGCACAACUAAGAAAUGAUAAGCUUAUUGUAGUACUUGUCUGCAAUGUUCCAAAAUUUUCUUGUUUCAGAAACUACCUCAUUAUUUUCUAAGUUUCUGAGCUGGAACAAAAAAAAUGAAAUUAAGCUACAUUGAUUUCUUUGACAUUUUAACAUACCAAGGAUGAGAACAUAUCCAGGCAUCAGACACUGCAACCCUGUGUUACUCCAAUUGUCAAUUCUAUAGGCUACCUGAGUUGAAAUUUUUGCUAGAUUAGUUACCUAAAAUAUAUUGAUUGUGCUCCAUACUAACAAACAGGGGUCUCUUCUGAACAUUGCAGGAUAAUAGUUCAAAUAUGGUGUAGCUACAACACAUGCCGCUGAUUGGGAUUAUUUCUCUCGUGCUCUUCAAAUGCAAGCCCAAUGAAUUGUUAGCUGAGACCAACACUUGUGAUCUCUAAAUUGCGGCAAGAGGAUCAAGGUGCUCAUGGUGUCUACUUUCAUUAGUUAUGAAAGAUUUAGUUGUCUGAGCAAAUCAUAUGAGUUGUGUGUUGUACAAGCCAAUAUCUUAGUUUUGUAGGUAUUUGAGUGUAGCUUGGUUGUUGCUUUGGUAUUUCCUUUGGAAAUUUGUAUAAAAUAAAUGUUGAUGGUUUCAAUGAAAGUGAUGGCCAAUGUUCUGUGAAUUGUGAGCUUUGUUCUAGUUUAUGUUUCAUGAGUGUCCUAAUGUGUGACAAGGUUAAUGUUGAUUGUAUCGUUAAUGUUGUGAUGAUUUGGCACUAAUUUGUGAUGUUCUUUUCCGUCACUAUUAUUUGGAUCCGGGCUUGGAUAUGGGCUGGUUAUAGGAGAUGGACAACUAAUUCAUGACGGAUACAAAUGUCAAUCUGUGACACUCAAUUCGGUUCAACAAAUAUAUGACGCGGGAUACAUGACGUUUUUCGCGAUCGUCAUCAAGAGUUAACCGUGACGCAUUUUCGCUUGUCUAUGACCAAAAUAAAUCGUCAUGUAUAAGGGUAUUUUUUGUAGUGGUCCACGAUGCAGAUAUACCGGACUUCCUACGCCUUCAGGAACAGGGCGUUCCCCGUGGAGGACGGCAAGGCGCUGCAGUUCAUCUACGGCAGCCGGCAGUUCACCACCACGGGCGGGCUGACAGCCACGACGGCCACCACCAACGUGUACCGGAGCGAGGAGUUCAUGCCCACCAUGGUCGCCAUCCAGUCGCAGGUGUGCAGCCCGGAGGCGGUCAUCUUCGGCGCCGACUUCGCGCACUCGCUCUACUGCCACCUGCUGUACGCCGACGAGGUCCGCAUCGUGUCCCGUGUCCGCCACCUUCGCGCACAGCCUCGUCCUCGCGUUGCAGACCUUGGAGCGCGUCUGGGAGGACCUGUGCGCCGACAUCCGCGCGGGCACCCUCUCCGGCCGCCACGCGCGUCACGGCCCCCGCCGUCCGCCGGGCCGAUCCCGGCGCUAGCCGACGAGGUGGCGCGCAGGUGCGCCGGGCUCAGCAACUGGUACGGCGUCAUCCCGGCGCUGUUCCCCAACGCCAGGUACGUGCACGGCAUCAUGACGGGGUCCAUGGAGCACUACGUCAAGAAGCUCCGCCACUACGCGCCGGCGGGCUGCCGCUCGUCGCCACCGAGUACGGGGUGUCCGAGGGAUGGGUCGGCGCCAACGUCGAGCCCGAGACGCCGCCGGAGUCCGUCACCUUCACCGUCCUCCCCAACAUCGCCUACUUCGAGUUCAUCCCGCUCAAGGCCUGCCACGGUGGCGGUGCUGACGACGACACAUCGACGUCUCUCUGCCGUCGUCACCAAAGUCCCCGUCGAGUCUCCGCACCGAGCGCCGUCUCUCCGCCGUCUCACCGCCUUCAAACUACAGAUCAUGCCACUUUUGUUAGCAAAUGAUGUAAACCCUAAGCCGUAA